AGCUGCACGCGCACCGGGUUUGUCUGCGCAUGCGCGAAUCACAUGUUGCCGUGUUGUUGUUGUCAGCGCCGCGCAGUCAGCGGCGGGAUUACCGUUAGACUCGGACUACAUGGCAGGAUGACAUGCCCAGAUAACACGACGACACGCGCACCGAUUAAAAGCAACCGUCGCCGCACGCGCGCGUCAAAGCUGUCGACGUCGCGUCGCGCGAAGACGUUCAGUCGCGUUUAGCGCGCCGCGGGGAUGGACGCGCGCCUGUGGGACCAGCUCCAGGCUGGCAGCUCCGAGGUGGACUGGUGCGAGGGGAAUUAUCUCAUCUAUCCCGGAAUAGCGGAGUUUUAUAACACGAUCAGCAACGUGCUGUUCUUCGUCUUGCCCCCGAUCCUCAUGUGUUUGUUCCGUCAGUACGCCACGCACUUCAACAGCGGCAUCUACCUGAUCUGGACUCUGCUGGUGGUCGUUGGUAUCGGCUCCACUUAAUUCCAUGCGACGCUGAGCUUCCUGGGACAGAUGCUGGACGAGCUGGCCAUACUCUGGGUGCUCAUGUGUGCCAUCGGCAUGUGGUUUCCCAAGAGAUACCUGCCCAAGAUAUUCCGCAGAGACCGAUCGAGGUUCAAGCUGGUCAUCGGCGUCCUCUCAGGGAUCACCACCUGCCUGGCCUUCAUCAAACCAGCCAUAAACUCCAUCUCUCUGAUGACGCUGGGCAUCCCGUGCACCGCUCUCCUCAUCACCGAGCUCAAGAGGUGUGAUAACCUGCGUGUGUUUAAGCUGGGUCUUCUCUCGGGUCUGUGGUGGACUUUAGCGCUCGUCUGCUGGAUCAGUGAUCGCAUUUUCUGUGAGAUGUGGUCAUCUGUCAACUUCCCGUACCUACACUGCGCCUGGCACAUCCUCAUCUGCCUGGCGUCCUAUCUGGGAUGUGUGUGUUUUGCUUACUUCGAUGCGGCGUCCGAGGCUCCGGAGCAGGGGCCCGUCGUCAAAUUCUGGCCCAGCGAGAAAUGGGCUUUCAUCGGGGUGCCAUACGUCACUCUCCUGUGUGUGCACAGGAAGCCCUCUAUUAAGGUGACUUAGUCCCGUGCUCCCUGACUACACUUCAGUGCACUUUGAAAUGGAUACAGAGGAGGAUCCUGCAUGUGUGUGUUGUUUUUUGGGGAAGGAUCAGUGUUAUUCAUUCGGUAUUCGGUAUUUAGCGUCCUGCGGGUUAUGUGUGAUGCGGGAUAUUUCAUGGUGUGACGUUUCACUAAAAAGUGUUGAAUAAUUAAGAUUUUCACACGUUUUUGAAAGACUUCUGCUCGCCAAAGCUGCAUUUAUUCGAUAGAAAAAUGCAAUAAAAUCAUAUUGUGAAAUAUUA
This is a messenger RNA of Puntigrus tetrazona (Sumatra barb), 1348 nucleotides long. RefSeq names its product alkaline ceramidase 2 (gene acer2). Lineage: Eukaryota; Metazoa; Chordata; Actinopteri; Cypriniformes; Cyprinidae. The record is from RefSeq and is a predicted model, not a curated record. The transcript is spliced from 6 exons. Gene Ontology annotation, cellular component: membrane. Gene Ontology annotation, molecular function: hydrolase activity, acting on carbon-nitrogen (but not peptide) bonds, in linear amides. Gene Ontology annotation, biological process: ceramide metabolic process.